AUGGUCAACAACACCGAAGACGCCAUGCAGGCCCCGUCCUCGCCGAAUCGCGAUCUCAGCAAAAAGCGCAAACACGAAGACGAUGAUAUCUCCAGUCAAAGCGGUAUGGACCAAAAGCCAGCGCUGCCUCGCCAGCCCGAAUUACCAGAGUUCAAUCUGACAAGACGAUCCAGUCAAGAUUUGGGAAUGCCCAAGAACGGCGGCUCGGUAGAUGAGCGCACUGGCUCCGAUGGCUGGCAGAUGGUAGAGAGCCGCCCACGCAAGAAAAAGAAGAUCCCGAAGCACGAUUCUAGAAACUACCCCUCCAUUGAAUUCUCCAGCGAAUGCCGAUUGCAAACACAGAUCAAGAUUAGCGACCUCCAGCAAUUAGUCCUAUAUAUUUUGGCAGAUGGCACUUCCCCCCAAUUCGUAGCAGUGCGCCAUCGACCAGAGAUUCGGAAGGUUGUGGUGCUCAUGGUUCCAGGUCUUGAGAUGUCCAUGUUCCGUGCGGGGGCUGACAAGACCGACUCGAAGAGCGAGGAAUCCAAUGGGGGCAUCAGUGAACGAGGUCAAAAAAAGCAGGAUUCGAGAGAUCGGUACCAGGACAGAAAUUACAGAGGCCCGGAUGACUAUUAUCCCAAUCGACUGAAGGCUGAGAAGCUUCCUGAGUCGCUGCAAGCUUUUGCGGAGAUGUUCGAGCACAUCUGGCCAGUUAGGACACCAGGUGACGACAAGUUCGGCAAGAUGCAUUCCCCAUUUCAUGCCAUGCUCACAGCCCCUAUGGCAAAAAGCAAUGAAGAGAAGAAACAUUCAAAACAUAGGAGUAAGGGUGCCACUCCAGCCCAAGAACCCCCCGGAUGGAAGAACACUCGCGUCCCAGUGACAACAUUCAUACACUCUGCAGAAGAACUGCUCGAAAACGAAUACCCUCUCCACCCAGCAUCGUACAAAGAGGAAAUAGAAAAAGUCAAUCUCGCGAAGUACCGACAGACCAACGGGACUUCGACAGAUGAUGGAUGGGUUGAUACGCUGGUUGCAAACUCCGAGGAUGGAACUCUUCCCGAGCAUGAGAUUGAAUCUGGCGCUAUCACAGCUGGCCGCGAGAUUCUCGCAAUGGACUGCGAAAUGUGUGUGACUGGUAGGAAAGAAGGAGCACGAGACGAGCUAUCCCUCACACGGAUUAGUAUUGUGGGUUGGGACGGCUCAAUAGUUCUUGACGAACUUGUCAAGCCAGGAAAACCUAUCAUUGACUACGUUACUCAGUUCUCCGGUAUCACAGAAAAAAUGAUUGCUCCAGUCACUACAACAUUGGCCGACAUUCAAAAAAAGCUUGUCGAGAUUCUGCACCCCCGAACAAUUCUCGUUGGACACUCUCUCAACUCCGAUCUGAACGCUCUCCAACUCACACACCCCUUCAUCAUCGAUACCGCAAUCAUAUACCCCCAUCCAAGAGGUCCGCCUCUCAAAUCUUCUCUCAAGUGGUUGGCACAAAAGUAUCUAAGCCGAGAAAUUCAGAAAGGUCACGGGACCACCGGCCCAGCUGCUGGCCACAAUUCCAUUGAAGAUGCAAGAACCUGUCUCGAUCUACUCAAGCAAAAAUGCGAGAAAGGAAAGGAAUGGGGCACAAGUGAUGCGCAAGGAGAGAACAUUUUCAAACGAGUAGCUAGGACUGGCGUCAAAUACAAGAACCAGGGCGGCUCAGCGAUUCCGAGUCCUCUGAAUGGAAAGACUAGUGCAGCUAUCGACUGGGGCGAGCCAAGAAAGGGACCUGGAGCUGCCUCAAAUUUCCCGAUAGGAUGUAAGAGCGACGAAGAAGUCAUGGAUGGUGUUAUUCGUGCUGUUAAAGGUGAUCACGAUGGCAAAGAGAUUCUAGGUGGCGGGGUUGACUUUGUCUGGGCUAGGUUCAGAGAACUUGAAGCUCUUAAAGGCUGGUGGAACAAUAAUAAAACCCUGAACGCAGAGGCUGCUGCAGCGAUUGACGCGGAAGCUGCUGCGGCCAAGAGAAAGACCACGGAACCAGAUUCAGGCCUCAACUUCACUUCCAAGGUAGGUGAGGGUAUCAGUGUCGAGGCGGUCCCAGCAGCUGCCCCUCGAACUCCUGCUCUGCUGCCUCCAAUCGUUUCAGAAGCUCCGAAAUCCCUCGAUGCUGCUACAGCAGACCUCACACGCCGAAUCGCAAAGAUCUACGAGGCACUCCCACCCUGUACGGCUUUCGUCAUCUACAGCGGCUCGGGAGACCCGCGAGAAAUGAGCAGACUACAGGCCAUGCAAACUCAGUUUAAAAAGGAGUACAAGUUCAAGAAGUGGGACGAGCUUUCUGUCAAGUGGACCGAUACAGAGGAGCAGGCUUUGAAGCGAGCCUUCAAAGUUGCAAGGAGCGGCGUGGGCUUCAUUGGAGUGAAGUGA
Molecule: messenger RNA, 2385 nt
Organism: Drepanopeziza brunnea f. sp. 'multigermtubi' MB_m1
Lineage: Eukaryota; Fungi; Ascomycota; Leotiomycetes; Helotiales; Drepanopezizaceae
Cellular component (GO): nucleus
Molecular function (GO): nucleic acid binding; exonuclease activity
Source: RefSeq, a predicted model, not a curated record